This is a messenger RNA of Phragmites australis (common reed), 4406 nucleotides long. RefSeq names its product pentatricopeptide repeat-containing protein At1g15510, chloroplastic-like. Gene Ontology annotation, biological process: RNA modification. The transcript has 5 exons. The record is from RefSeq and is a predicted model, not a curated record. Gene Ontology annotation, molecular function: protein binding; RNA binding; zinc ion binding. NCBI's taxonomy places the organism in Eukaryota, Viridiplantae, Streptophyta, Magnoliopsida, Poales, Poaceae. The coding region runs from base 12 to 2690 and encodes 892 amino acids.
AGAUCUUCGUUAUGACGAGUCGUGUACAAUUUGCUUUCCCUCACCCAAAACCUCGCGGUUGCCACUCGCCAUGCGCGCCUCCUCCGCCGCCUCCCGAGAUGCCGCCGCUGCCCACUAAGCCCGCGCUGAACCCUCCCCUCCUCCUCUUGCCGCUCGCCCUCCCGUCCACGCCCCACAGCUGCCCACCGGAGAAGCGGGCCCGCUGUCUCAGCUCGGCCGCUCCGCGCGCCGCCGUCUCCGCGGCGGCCACCUCCUCGUCCGAACCGAGCGCGGCGCUGCGGGACCUCUGCUCCCAUGGCCAGCUCGCGCAGGCGCUCUGGCUCCUCGAGUCCUCCGCGGAACCGCCCGAGGAGGACGCGUACGUCGCGCUGUUCCGCCUCUGCGAGUGUCGCCGCGCGGUGGAAUCCGGGCUGCGCGCGUGCGCGCACGCGCACGCGGACGAACACCAUGCGUGGUUCAGCCUCCGCCUCGGGAACGCCAUGCUCAGCAUGCUCGUGAGGUUCGGGGAGAUGUGGCACGCGUGGAGGGUAUUCGCCAAAAUGCCCGAGCGGGACGUCUUCUCCUGGAACGUCAUGGUUGGCGGGUAUGGGAAGGCCGGCUUCCUGGAGGAGGCGCUGGAUUUGUACUACAGGAUGAUGUGGGCAGGUGUGAGGCCUGAUGUCUACACGUUCCCCUGCGUGCUGCGGAGUUGCGGGGGAGUACCUGACUGGAGAAUGGGCAGGGAGGUGCAUGCACAUGUUCUUCGGUUUGGGUUUGGAGACGAGGUUGAUGUCCUGAAUGCGCUCAUGACCAUGUAUGCCAAAUGCGGGGAUGUUGUGGCUGCUCGGAAGGUGUUUGACAGUAUGGCCGUGAUGGACUGUAUCUCAUGGAAUGCGAUGAUUGCUGGGCAUUUUGAGAAUGAUGAGUGCAGCGCCGGGUUGGAGUUGUUUUUUACCAUGCUGGAGGGUGAGGUGCAGCCUAACCUUUUGACGAUAACCAGUGUGACUGCUGCAUCAGGGUUGUUGUCUGACAUAGCUUUUGCAAAGGAAAUGCAUGGGCUUGCAGUAAAGAGGGGUUUUGCCACUGACGUUGCAUUCUGCAACUCUUUGAUUCAAAUGUAUGCCAGUCUCGGAAUGAUGGGGCAGGCUAGAACAGUAUUCUCAAGAAUGGAUACUAAAGAUGCCAUGUCAUGGACAGCCAUGAUAUCUGGGUAUGAGAAAAAUGGCUUCCCAGAUAAAGCUCUUGAAGUGUAUGCACUGAUGGAAGUGAACAAUGUAAGUCCUGAUGAUAUUACUGUAGCUAGUGCCCUUGCUGCUUGUGCUUGUAUGGGGCUUUUGGAUGUUGGCAUCAAGUUGCAUGAGCUUGCUGAGAGCAAGGGAUUCAUAGGGUGCAUCGUAGUUGCGAAUGCACUCCUUCAAAUGUAUGCAAAGUCCAAGCACAUUGAUAAGGCUAUCGAAGUUUUUAAGUGCAUGCCUGAGAAGGAUGUAGUGUCAUGGAGUUCAAUGAUCGCAGGAUUUUGCUUCAACCAUAGGAACUUUGAGGCUCUUUACUAUUUCCGGCAUAUGAUGGCAGAUAUAAAACCCAAUUCUGUCACUUUCAUCGCUGCUCUUGCUGCUUGUUCUGCUACUGGGGCUUUGAGGAGUGGUAAGGAGAUCCAUGCACAUGUUUUAAGGUGUGGUAUUGGAUCUGAAGGUUAUUUACCCAAUGCCCUUAUAGACUUGUAUGUGAAAUGUGGCCAGACAGGCUAUGCCUGGGCCCAGUUCUGUGCGCAUGGUGGAAAGGACGUUGUGUCUUGGAAUACCAUGCUUACUGGUUUUGUUGCUCAUGGGCACGUGAAUCCUGCUUUAUCGUUUUUCAAUCAAAUGGUGAAAAUUGGAGAGCAUCCAGAUGAAGUUACAUUUGUUGCACUAUUAUGUGCUUGUAGUAGGGGUGGAAUGGUCAGUGAAGGCUGGGAGCUUUUUCAUAGCAUGACUGAGAAAUACUCGAUUGUUCCAAAUCUCAAGCACUAUGCAUGCAUGGUGGAUCUUUUAAGUCGUGUUGGGAGAAUAACAGAAGCUUACAACUUCAUAAAUGAAAUGCCUAUCACACCAGAUGCUGCUGUUUGGGGAGCUUUGUUAAAUGGAUGCCGGAUACACCGGCAUGUUGAACUUGGGGAGCUUGCAGCAAAAAUUAUCCUUGAGUUAGAGCCAAACGAUGCUGGAUAUCAUGUUCUUUUGUGUGAUCUAUAUGCUGAUACUGGAAGAUGGGAUCAACUGGUUAGAGUGAGGAAGACCAUGCGGGAGAAAGGAUUGGAUCAUGACUUUGGAUGUAGCUGGGUUGAAAUUAAAGGAGUAGUCCAUGCAUUUCUUACAGAUGAUCAAUCACAUCCACAGAUCAUAGAAAUAAAUGCUGUUCUGCAUGGCAUAUAUGAGCGGAUGAAAGCAUCUGGUUGUGCUCCUGUUGAAUCGCAUUCUUCAGAAGAUAAAGAAGUAUCCAAGGACGACAUCCUUUGUGGUCACAGUGAAAGACUAGCUGUUGCUUUUGGUUUGAUCAAUACCACACCUGGCACCUCCAUUUCCAUCACAAAGAACCGGUACACAUGCCAGAGCUGUCACAGGAUAUUGAACAUGAUAUCUAACAUUGUUCGAAGAGAGAUAACUGUUAGGGACAGUAAUCAAUUUCACCAUUUUAAGGAUGGAAGUUGUUCAUGUGGAGCUGAAGUUUAUGGAUGAGCUUGCGGAGGGUGGCUAGCUAGCUAUAUAACAUGUACCCUUGUGCUAUUAUUCAUUCCUAGUGCCGCAAGCACUAGUUCAUAGUCACUCAGUAGCAAAUAGCAGGACAACUUGGAUACAGCUACAUGCACAGCAGCAGCAACACUCCUUGGAUCAACAGAGCUUAUAUUAUGAGUUACAUGUAGCAGUUUUGUGCAGAUACUCAACUUGUUACAUGGCAAAGAAUGGUGAAAAUUGUACUCAAGUACUGGGACUUAAGUUUCUAGCAUAUCUUCACUUCAUAGAAAUCUCCUGAAGUAGUGAUUCUUGCCUUCUUGGAGCUGAUUUUUGCUCCCAACAACUCGCCAAAAGAAAUAUUAAGUGGUUUGCGCUAACAUCACAUACCGACUCUGCCCCCUCCUACUCAAGGACUACGAUCAAAAUGCUGGGAUCGAAGAGAACUUCCAAACGAAGCAGUGUUAGAAAGGGAGGUGAGCAAGCAUUUUGCGGUGAGCAUGGCAUGGACCAUUCUGGCUGCAUUGGGCACUGGUCUUGUGCGUCUUCUGUUGGUUUUGCUGGGAUGCUGGGGGAGCCUAUCAAAUGAGAUGCAGGCUGAGUGUCUGAUAGGGCUGGAUCCAAGCUGACUGCCUGAGACUCUUGAUGCCAUCGCGGUGUUGUUGCAGGUCAUGUUGAAAUGGCCGGGCGAUUUUAGACAGCGCGGGUUGGUGACUUGGUGUCAUGAGCCAUGUCGUUCCCAGGGGGUUGCUAGGUGAGGCGAUGCUUUCUGGUCUAGAGCCUAGAGGGCUGAAUUGCAGUGCAGGUACGCACCAGCAGCGAGCACUGGCUUUGUGCAACUGACGCAGCUGGGCUGGACCGCUGGACUACCUGGGUCUGGCUACCCGACGGCGCUUCCGGUUUUAACCUUGCACCCAUGACUCUGGUUCUUCAGGGGAGAAAGGCAACUUUACAAGAGCGUUUGGAGAAGAAGGCGCCUGUUGGAGACAGGUCCUUUUCGAAGGGGUGCAGCGUAUACGAUUUCUGCCUUUUCUAGCUCACAUCCCUAAAUGGAUCGCCGUUACUGCAUGCAGCUUCUACACCGAUGUACUACUAACCGCGAAGAUUUAUACCACCUCGUCAAUUUCUGUGCACUAGCUUCUCCACGACCCCUAGGGGGAAAAAGACAGCGUUGCUAUGUUGCCCGAGCCAUGCAUAUCAUUCCUGUGGCACAGUUGAACUCUUUUAGCAGAGACGCAAAUUGUUUAACUGGAGUACAACUUACAAGGCAAUGAACCCCUGCAACUCGUGUUCUGCAGUAACAAUGGACAAGCCUUCCCCGUGCCAAGUCACACUGUCUGAAGGGACGGAGACGGCAAUUCCAGCUCUUUUGUUCUCGUGCCAACUUCUUAUCAAAGUUUUUGGGAGUUGGAGCACGUGAGUGCUUGGAAUUUGGGGAUGACGUCACAGGCACUUGAUUUUGCAUGAGUACGGGUCCUUCACUUGCACGUUUUUGCAGCUAUACGUUGUUUUCAUCGUCAGUUGUAUCCAUUUGUUUAGUUAGGUAUGCUCCCCAAUCAUCAUCACCUCUGUACAUGGGCUCUCCAACACCGAAAUAAAGGGCAUUGUUUUCUCUUUCCUUUUUCCCCCCUUCAAACGACAUACUGAUAAUUGAGCGUGUUUGUAAAGCUUCGACACGGGACAACCCACUUCCAUUACGUGGUAAUAGAAUCAAGUUUUACA